Messenger RNA from Populus nigra (black poplar), 1473 nucleotides. Its product is annotated as ent-kaurenoic acid oxidase 2-like. The transcript is spliced from 8 exons. Gene Ontology annotation, molecular function: iron ion binding; ent-kaurenoic acid monooxygenase activity; heme binding. NCBI's taxonomy places the organism in Eukaryota, Viridiplantae, Streptophyta, Magnoliopsida, Malpighiales, Salicaceae. Gene Ontology annotation, cellular component: endoplasmic reticulum. Gene Ontology annotation, biological process: sterol metabolic process; brassinosteroid homeostasis; brassinosteroid biosynthetic process. The record is from RefSeq and is a predicted model, not a curated record. The coding region runs from base 1 to 1473 and encodes 490 amino acids.
AUGGGGUUGGGAUCCAUAUGGGUGGUCUUAGUAGUCAUAUUUUGUGGAUUAGGGGUUGGACAAUGGAUUCUAAAGAGAGUGAAUUGGUGGUUGUAUGAAGCUAAGCUGGGGGAAAAGAAGGAUUCACUUCCUCCAGGGGAUUUAGGCUGGCCUUUCAUUGGCAAUAUGUGGUCCUUUCUCAUAGCUUUCAAAUCCAGUGAUCCUGAUUCUUUCAUCCGCAGCUUCGUGAAUAGAUAUGGACAUACUGGAAUCUAUAAGGCCUUCAUGUUUGGGAACCCUAGUGUGUUGGUAACAACUCCUGAAGGAUGCAGAAGAGUAUUAACUGAUGACAAUGCAUUUAAACCUGGUUGGCCACUUGCCACAUUGAAGCUCAUUGGAGAGAAAUCCUUCAUUGAUAUUCCUUACGAAGAGCACAAACGCCUUCGCCGCUUGACAUCCGCAUUUGUCAAUGGUCAUGAAGCAUUGUCUACUUACAUUCCAUAUAUAGAACAAAAUGUUAUAGCUGAGUUGGAAAAGUGGACCACCAUGGGACAGAUUGAGUUCUUGACUAAAAUGAGAAAACUUACCUUUAGAAUAAUCAUUUAUAUAUUUCUUAGCAAAACAAGUGAGAGGGUCAUGAAGGCUUUGGAGAAGGAAUACACCACUCUUAAUUAUGGAAUCAGAGCCAUGGCAAUCAAUCUUCCAGGAUUUGCUUAUUAUGAAGCGUUAAAGGCUCGUAAAAAACUUGUGGCUAUAUUCCAAUCUAUUGUGGAUGGGCGUAGAAAUCUAAAGAAGGAUGAUGCUACAAACAUAAAGAAGAAAGAUAUGAUGGACUCUCUGUUGGAUGUUGAGGAUGAAAAUGGUAGGAAAUUGAUCGAUGAAGAAGUCAUUGAUAUUAUGUUGAUGUACUUGAAUGCAGGCCAUGAAUCUUCCGGCCAUAUCACAACAUGGGCCACUAUUUUCCUCCAGGACCACCCUGAAUAUUUCCAAAAAGCUAAGGAAGAGCAAGAACAAAUUAUAAAAAGAAGGCCACUAACACAAAAGGGAUUGUCACUUAAGGAAGUCCGAGAAAUGAAAUAUCUUUCCAAGGUAAUUGAUGAAACUCUUCGUAUGGUAACAUUCUCUCUCACUGUAUUUCGAGAAGCAAAAACAGAUUUUUGUAUGAAUGGUUAUACCAUUCCAAAAGGUUGGAAAGUUCUGGCUUGGUUUAGGACAAUUCACUUGGAUCCAGAAGUCUAUCCAAAUCCAAAGGAAUUUAAUCCUUCUAGAUGGGAUGAUUACACACCCAAAGCAGGGACUUUCCUCCCUUUUGGAGCUGGAAGCAGGCUGUGCCCUGGAAAUAAUCUUGCCAAGCUUGAAAUAUCUAUUUUUCUACAUUAUUUUCUCCUAGAUUAUAGGCAAAAUCCAGAAUGUUCUUGGAGAUUCCUACCCCAUACAAGACCAAUAGACAAUUGCCUGGCAAGAAUCAAGAAAGUUUCAUCCAAAUAUGUGUGA